AUGUUGGAUGAAGGGAGUCCCACAUCAGAUCCACAAAGAAAGGGAGAAGAGGAAGAGGCUGAUGAGUUAUGCCGAACGCUGGAGGAGAAUGAGGACAAAUCACGGACUGCCUCGGAGAUGGGAGAUGUGCUCUACCAUGCCAUGGUUUUGUUAGCUCUCAAAAGCGUAAAAGUAGAAGAGGUUCUACAAGUCCUUAGACAGAGAUUUACUCAGUCAGGCAUUGCAGAAAAGAAAAGCCGCAAAUUACAAGGCUAA
Messenger RNA from Ilex paraguariensis (yerba mate), 255 nucleotides. NCBI's taxonomy places the organism in Eukaryota, Viridiplantae, Streptophyta, Magnoliopsida, Aquifoliales, Aquifoliaceae. The record is from the annotation of a GenBank genome assembly.